Molecule: messenger RNA, 5498 nt
Organism: Antechinus flavipes (yellow-footed antechinus)
Lineage: Eukaryota; Metazoa; Chordata; Mammalia; Dasyuromorphia; Dasyuridae
Gene: TTC39C
Product: tetratricopeptide repeat domain 39C
Exons: 14
Coding region: 1134-2876 (580 amino acids)
Biological process (GO): cilium assembly; otolith morphogenesis
Molecular function (GO): protein binding
Source: RefSeq, a predicted model, not a curated record
GGGUGUGUGUAAACCUGACAGCACUAGGGGAAAAGAGCUUGCGCCUAUGAGACACUUAGGGUCUAAGAACGAGACACAAGCACUAAGAGUAGAGGGGAGGAACAGGUGGAAGUUGUCUCUGUACCCCCAUCUUUUCUCGAGUUUAUUGGCUUACAAACCAAGGUUCUUUAUGUAACUCUAUUUUCAUAUUUAUUUCCCUUCUCUGACCUUGCCUUCUUUUUUCCAGUAGGCUCUUUUUCGUCUCACUCCUCAGAUAUUCACCCGCGUUUUCUCAGCAUGGUUCAGUCCAGGAUGGUGAGGGGCGGGGGGAGCCGGUGUGCUCUGCCCUAGCCGGUGCUGUUCAGGAGCUGCCAAGCUUGCACGAGGCUCGAGGAAACCUAGAGCUGGCGCGGGAGGGAGCGGGGGCCCUCUGCCGGAGCUACCUGCCGGGUGCACCCCGCAGCCCGGCAGUGGCUCGGAGCGGGCGGUGGCGUGGCUGUGGGGUUAGGGAGCUGAGACUCCCGGGCCGCUGCAGCUCCACUUAGUGCGGGGAGAAGGACCAAGUGGGCCGAUCCCGCGUGGGAGCCCCAGAGUCGGACAGCUCAUCACCCCGCCUUUCCCAGCCUCACGGUCAGCCUUUCACCGGGCUGGCGGGCCAGUGGUGGUGCGGGCCCGGGAGAGGGGGAGCAAGCGGAGGGAGGGAGAAGGUUUGAGCCUGGAACGGGGACUCCAGGAGGGGAGAGCGCUGCAGGAAGUGGGGGCGGCGGCACAGCCCCUCGGGGGACCGGUGGAGAGGGGUCGAAGGCACCCCGGAAACGGAUUUCGCUUCAGUGCCCCCAGGAUCUCUGAGCGUGGGGAGAGAAGAGAGACCAGUCGGCCCGGAGCGGCUGCUGAGUAAUUGCCGGCAGCAGCAGCGGCGGCCACCGCCACGCGAGGCUUCAGCUUCCACGUCCUAUCGACAAACUGCAGGCACAGCAGCAGUAGCGGCUCCCGCAGCAACAGCAGCUCCGGCUCCUCCUCCCGGCUCUUCCCCUGCAGCUGCUGCCCUUUAGGCUCUUCCCGGGGCCGGUGCCACUGGUUCUUGGGGCUUCUCAGAGCCCCACUCUUCCCCUCAAGCUCCCCUCCCCCCCCUCGCUUCUUCUUCUUCUUUCCCCAUGGCCGGGUCGGAGCAGCAGCCGUCUCGGCGGCGCGAGGAAGAGAGCGAGCAGGACUCGGCGGCCGCAGCGCCCCUGCACGAUGCCGAGCUGGCCCUGGCCGGCAUUAACAUGCUGCUCAACAACGGCUUCCGAGAGUCGGACCAGCUCUUCAAACAAUACAGAAAUCAUAGCCCACUAAUGAGUUUCGGAGCCAGCUUUGUCAGUUUUUUGAAUGCCAUGAUGACAUUUGAGGAAGAAAAAAUGCAAUUGGCAUGUGAUGACUUAAAAACAACAGAAAAACUAUGUGAAAGUGAAGAAGCUGGGGUUAUUGAAACAAUCAAGAAUAAGAUCAAGAAGAAUGUUGAUGCCCGAAAAUCUGCACCAUCUAUGGUUGAUCGUCUUCAGAGGCAAAUAAUUAUAGCAGACUGUCAGGUUUACUUGGCUGUACUUUCUUUUGUGAAACAAGAGUUGUCAGCAUAUAUAAAAGGUGGGUGGAUCCUUAGAAAAGCCUGGAAAAUCUACAACAAGUGCUAUGUAGACAUCAAUGCCCUUCAGGAACUGUAUCAGAAAAAGCUAACUGAAGAGCCUUCAGAUGCUGCAAAUGAUAAUCACAUUGCUGUGGAAGGGGUGUCAGAGGAAUCUCUAAAUAGACUGAAAGGGGCUGUUAGCUUUGGAUAUGGACUAUUUCAUCUUUGUAUAUCCAUGGUACCCCCAAACCUCCUCAAAAUCAUCAACUUACUGGGUUUUCCUGGAGACCGGCUACAGGGCCUUUCUUCAUUGAUGUAUGCAAGUGAAAGUAAGGACAUGAAGGCUCCUUUAGCUACAUUAGCUCUGCUAUGGUAUCACACUGUUGUUCGUCCUUUCUUUGCCUUGGAUGGCAGCGAUAACAAAGCAGGCUUGGAUGAAGCUAAGGAGAUUCUUAUGAAGAAAGAAGCUGCUUAUCCAAACUCUUCGCUGUUUAUGUUCUUCAAGGGACGAAUACAGAGAUUAGAGUGUCAGAUCAACAGUGCCUUGACUUCUUUCCAUACGGCUCUGGAACUUGCGAUAGAUCAACGAGAAAUUCAACAUGUCUGUCUCUAUGAAAUUGGUUGGUGCAGUAUGAUAGAACUGAACUUUAAAGAUGCUUUCACUUCCUUUGAAAGACUCAAAAACGAGUCAAGGUGGUCUCAAUGCUAUUAUGCAUAUUUAACUGCAGUUUGUCAGGGAGCCACUGGUGAUGUGGAUGGAGCACAGAUUGUAUUCAGAGAAGUACAGAGGCUUUUUAAAAGGAAAAACAACCAAAUUGAACAAUUCUCGGUCAAAAAGGCAGAGAGAUUUCGUAAGCAAAUACCAACCAAAGAACUUUGUGUGCUAGCAUCCAUUGAAGUGCUGUAUUUGUGGAAAGCCCUUCCAAAUUGUUCCUUUCCCAACCUGCAGAGAAUGAGCCAAGCUUGCCAUGAGGUUGAUGAUUCUUCUGCUGUUGGAUUAAAAAAUUUGCUUCUUGGUGCCAUACACAAAUGUUUGGGAAAUUCAGAAGAUGCUAUUCAGUUCUUUCAGAGAGCUGUCAAAGAUGAGUUGUGCCGUCAGAAUAAUUUAUAUGUUCAACCAUAUGCUUGUUAUGAACUUGGCUGUCUCUUAUUGGAUAACCCAGAGACUGUGGCAAGAGGUAGAACUCUGCUUUUACAAGCAAAGGAGGAAUUCACUGGCUACGACUUUGAAAACAGAUUACAUGUCCGCAUCCAUGCCGCCUUAGCCUCUUUGAGGGAAGUGGUACCUCAGUGAUAGACCAGAAGUCUUGAUUUGUCCCACAGUUUUCUGCACUGUAAAACACAUGCAGAAGAUUGAGCUAUUGGGAAGAUCAACUUCAGCUUCUUCUGAAAACCACCUGUGCCAGAGAUACGUUUUUAGAGUUGGGCUGACACAUUAAAAAUCUUCUCUUCUAAACAAAUAACUUUUUAAAAAAUAUAGAAAGUCAGUUGGUGAGAGGGUUAAGUGACCUUGUUCAAACAAUUUAGAUUUUUUCAUUUUCAUUUUUGUUUCUCAAGCUAAACAUAAAUAAUUAUUCAGGAAAAAUAAUUAUAAGCACACAUUUGACUUGAUCACAUUAACAGUUGUAUUAUUAAAAAGUAAAAUUAAUAAUCAUAUCAUCACCUACAUUUGUAUUGCGCUUUGAAACAAUAAAAACACUUUUCAAUCUUUUUACUUUAUCUUUACAAUGUUCCUGUGAAAUAUAUAAAAUAACAUUAUCUCAGUAUUAUAGAUGACAAGACGCAGAGACAGAGAGACUUUUGACUUGGUCCAGGUUAUACAUUGAGUUAAUGACAGAGCAAGGUCUCCUUAUGGUAUGAUUACCAUACCAAACCCAUACUCUAUUGUUGGAAAAAUUUAUAACUUGGACCUCCAUGUUUUUCCUUAGAAAAAAGCCACAUACUCUUUUAACUCAUAUGAUAUAAUCCAAAAUAAUUAUCUCUCCAGAUUUUAGUAUUUUUCAAAAUAGCAAAGACCAGAAUUCUUUUUCUCAAGACAACCAAAAAAAUAAGGAAAACAAAAAUUAAUUGUUAAGACAGGCCUAUUUGUUUUAGCAAACAAAUUAAUAGAUUAUUCUUUUUUAUAAUAGCUUUUUAUUUUUCCAAAUACAAGCAAUAGUUUUCAACAUUCACUUGUGCAAAACCUUGUGUCAAAUUUUUCUCCUUCCCCUAGACAGCAAGCAAUCUAUUAUAGGUUAAACAUGUUUUUCUAAAUAUAUUUCCAUAUUUGUCAUGCUUUGCAAAAAGUAUUAGAUCAAAAGGAAAAAAACCAUGGAAAAGCUCAAAUAGUUUUUUUUUUUUUACACUUAACAUGAAUCUGGGAAGACAAGAAGCUUAACUUGCAAUGUUCAGUUAAAUAAUGUUUUUCUAGAUCUUACUAGGAUUCAGCUAUUUCUUCUCAUGACCCCAAUCGUAGAUUAUUAAAUAUUGUAUUCCUUACUCUGGGUAGGCAAUCCUCAAAUGUUUCCUCAUUUGUUACUAGCCACUUUCUUGGACUAAGUUACCAAAGUGUUUUGCAGACUUACUUGAGUCAGAAAAUCCCUCCCUGCAUUGAUUUAAGCUCCAGGGAAAAAAGACUGGGUUCUCCCAUUUGUUAAGUGAUUCACAAGCAAAUAAAUGUUUUCUGAUGGAAAUCUUAGGGUAUUUCCAUCAAGAUGACUGAGUAACUUUUUUUUUUUUAAUUUUAUGGGUUGCAUUUGAAUUCCCUGGUUUUUCUGGGAUGAGGGGAAAAAUAUGAAUCUUCAGAAUGUAUCUUAAUGAAACUUUUAUUCUCUUCUAACCACUAGUAUGUGUAGCUAUUACAUUUAACAGACAUUAAACAUCUCUGUAACGUGUUUAAGGAUCAUUUUUGAGUGCAAUUCUUGCUAUAGUGUUGAGCUAUACUUAAAUUGUCAAGUGAGGCAAAAAUAUUGGGAAACACAUUAUUCAAUAUGUAAAGAUUAUUCAUAAACCCUGUAAUUUAGAAAUAGUAUUAAAUUUAGAUGGAUUUCUUUUUACUUAUUCAUUUGCAUUUUGUUUCUUUUAAAAUCAAGUACAAUUCACUCUGACAAAUUGUUUAUACUCCUAAUUCAGAGUUCCUUUAAUAUUUCUAGUGUAGGUUUAAAAGUGAGUCAUUUCCCCCAGUCAUCCCAAUUUAUUCCUAUAGUACCUUUGUGUUAACAUUUAUGGGAGAGAUGUGAAAGGGACUAAUCACUAGAGCACAGUAUAAGUAGAAUAACUGAUAACUGAAAGCUGUAUUUUCUUCAAGAAGUUGAAUAAGCGCUUUGAAUUGAUAUGAUUUAGAAACAAAACUUUCUAGCUAGUGUGCUAUGAUUUACCCAAUGUAUUGACAAUAAUUGUGAUCUGCACUGUAAUUCACUUCUAUAUAAAUUUAAUUCCCCUUACCCUUACUAAUUCACAAAAUAAUCAUCUAAGUGGAACAGAUUGUAUAUGUGUAGUAUUUUGGAUUUUUUGGUUUUUUUCUGUUUCUGCCACCUCCCUCUUCCUACUUUGGGAGAUUCUUUGGAGCAUCUCCAAUUUAUAAAUGUCAUAUACCCUUUUAUAUUAGAUUAUGCCUGUGAUGAGAACAAUAUCAAAUGUAUAUAAUGUCAUCUGCAUAUGUUUUUAUAAUUUGAAAAACUCGGAGGCAUGAUCUAAUAGCAAUAAUAGAAUAUGCAUCUUGCUAACCAAUAUUAUUAAGAUUUUAUCUUUAAUAAAAAAAAAUCAGGCAUCUUUAUUUUUAGCUCACUGUGGCUAUGUCUCCUAAGUUUAAAAAAAAAAUGAAUUUUGAAAUGUCACUAAAAAUUAGAAUAUUUAUUGUGGUGUAUUGUAAAAGUAAAUAAUUUAUAGAAAUUGCACUUUUAUAUUUCUGCCAAGUAAAAAGAAAAGAAAACACAAA